GCUUAUGUAUGUAGCUGCAAAGCAUCCUAUAUACCCUAUGUCAUUUUGAGUGCGAUUGCUCGAAGUCUUUACAGACGAAGUGCGCACAUGGGCGCAUGUAACUUUUUGUCAACAUAAAAUACACGUGUAUACAAUACAAAUAGUAAUAAUAUUACAAAUCGAAAUGUUUAAAAAGUCUCAAAUGCAACCAAAAAGACGGCGAAAAAUCACGCUUGUCUUUGAUGAGGAAAAACGGCGAGAAUUUUUAGGAGGAUUUCGUAAAAGAAAAUUGGAGCGAAGGAGGAAAGCGCAGGAACAGUUGCAAAAACAAUUGAAAGAAGAACGGAAGAAAAUUAAGCAAGAAGCGCGAGAACGUUACGCAAAAUCGUUAUCGAGUCAAACUGUGCCAGAAUUAGAAGAAUUGUUGUCUCGUCAUGAAUACGAACGUGAGAAUCACACAAUUAGUAUUUUGGAAGUAAAUCUAGCCAAUCUCAAAGAAGGAAGUAGAUGGAUAGGUGAAAACAAGAUUGUGGAAGAAAAAGAAGAGGAAGAAGAUAACACAAAAGAAAAUUCUAAAAAUGGCAAUGAUGUGAUUGUGGGAAUGUCGUUGGAAGAAGAACAGAAGGAUUUAGAAGAGCAAGGAUCAAAAUCCGAUAAUCAACAGAAAAAAUCUUUGAGAGAACUGAAACGAGAAAUAAAGAAAACAGCACUAAAACGAGUUAAAAACAGCAAGGCAUUUCAACAGAAACAGAGAAUAGAAAAACAUAAGAACAAAAAGAAAAGUAGACAGAAAUUACAAAAGGCUGAAAAGUUAUCUAGUAAAAAUAAGAAACGGAAUAAAAAGAAAUAAGAUACAUGCGUUUUUAUUUUAUUCAAUAAAAAAUAUAAAAAAUA
Molecule: messenger RNA, 873 nt
Organism: Pseudomyrmex gracilis
Lineage: Eukaryota; Metazoa; Arthropoda; Insecta; Hymenoptera; Formicidae
Gene: vito
Product: nucleolar protein 12
Exons: 3
Coding region: 164-829 (221 amino acids)
Cellular component (GO): nucleolus
Molecular function (GO): RNA binding
Source: RefSeq, a predicted model, not a curated record